Molecule: messenger RNA, 1665 nt
Organism: Rotaria sordida
Lineage: Eukaryota; Metazoa; Rotifera; Eurotatoria; Philodinida; Philodinidae
Source: the annotation of a GenBank genome assembly
AUGUCAACUAAAGAAUGGACCUUAAUACGCACAGCUCAAUCAUAUGAUGAAGCAAAAGAUUUCGUAAAAUCACGAUUCAAUGUUUGUCAAUAUCGACGAUCAGAUUUAAAUAAUCAAACAAAAUACUCGUUUAAAUGCAGUGAAUAUAGAAAAUAUCCAUUAUGUUCUUUUGAAAUUAAAAUUGUUGUGCCUGAUAACAAUAUGCAUUGUGUAACAAUUAUAUCCAGAAAUUUACAUGAACAUGAAGAAAAUGAACGUAAUCCAAUAACAAGGUUACCAUCACCAAUACGUAAAACCGUAUCUAAUCAUGUUAAAUGUGGAUUAUCACAAUCUCAAAUUAAAACAUCAUUAAUUACAAAUUAUCCACAACAUUCAAUUAAUCAAGAUAAAUUACACAAUUUAAUAGUUUAUGAACGACGAAAAGAUAGACCAGAAAUAUUUUCAAUUCAUGAUUUACAAAACUGGUGUAACGAACACAGAGAAGCUAAAGAACUCCACUCUACUUUUGUACCAUUUUAUAAUGUUGUUGAUAUAAAUAAUAUAUUUGUUUUCUUUACAACAAAACAACUGUUCCAACAAAUUCAAUUAACAACAUAUUUACAAGUUGAUGCAACUUACAAAGUCACCUGGAACAAUUUACCUCUUCUGGUUUUUGGCUCAACCGAUGCCAAUCGUCAUUUUAAGCCAUUUGGUAUGGCAUUAAUUUCAGAAGAUGAAAAUACCGAAUGUUAUCUUAAAUUAUUUAAUUCAAUAAAAACAUUAGCUGUUCAACUUAAUCUACAAUGUUUAGUAAAUCAAGUAAUGUCUGAUGGUGCACCAGCUAUUACAUGUGCACAAGAAAUGAUAUUUCCAAAUAGUCGUCGACUUAUGUGUUGGAGUCAUAUGAUUAGAAAUUGUCAAAAACAUCGUAAUUUAGUUACAAAAAAUGAUUGGCAAAUUAUUGAUAAAGAUAUUCAUACACUUCAACUUGCUUUUACAGAUGAUCUAUUUGACCGUGGUGUUACAUUAUUAUUACAAAAAUGGAGUCUUAUUCCAACAAUGAAAAGAUUCGUCGAUUAUUUUACUGAACAAUGGAUUUCUAAAAUACGUUACUGGUACGAAGGUGCCGCAUUUGCUAAACCAUCCACAAAUAAUAGACUUGAAUCACUUAACGGAAUUAUAAAACAAAAAUAUACAUUACGUAACAAACUUCAUUUAUCUACUUUUCUACCUAAAGUAGAAACUAUGUUAUUCGAUUGGUCGGAAGCAAGUAUUACAUCGCCAUUUGCUACUUUAACUGAUAUAACUCCUGCUGUUGAAUUAAGUACGUAUAAAUGGUCAUUAAAUGUGAAUCAAUCUGAAAUUUUAAAUUGGUUUAAUAAUUAUUAUAUUGUCCCUUCUUCAACUGCUGUUAUUACAACGUCGACGUGGUUAGAUAUUUAUAAAUCAAGUCAAUGGGCUUCAUUCGAUGAUUAUGCAGCAUGGAAAUCAUCAUGCUGGUUAGUAUCACCACUUACAUCCUGUACAUGCCCAAUUGGUCUCAAAGAAUAUAGAUGUAAACAUUCUGUUGGACUUGCAAUUUUAUUCAAUAUGUACCAAAUUACGGAUAAAACUCGUUAUACACCAUUAGGAAAACGAAAAACUCCAGGUCGUCCAAAAAAGGUUCGUACAGCAUUCUUACCAUGA